Molecule: messenger RNA, 1395 nt
Organism: Olea europaea var. sylvestris
Lineage: Eukaryota; Viridiplantae; Streptophyta; Magnoliopsida; Lamiales; Oleaceae
Product: glutamine synthetase cytosolic isozyme 2-like
Exons: 12
Coding region: 70-1140 (356 amino acids)
Cellular component (GO): cytoplasm
Molecular function (GO): glutamine synthetase activity
Source: RefSeq, a predicted model, not a curated record
CCGUAACUGCACGCAAUACAAUCAUUGUUACAUAAACAGAGAGAUAUAUAGAGAGAGAGGCUUGAAAAAAUGGCGCUGCUUACUGAUCUCAUCAACCUUAAUCUCUCCGACAGCACAAAGAAGGUGAUUGCUGAGUAUAUAUGGAUAGGUGGAUCUGGUAUGGAUCUAAGAAGCAAAGCAAGGACUCUUUCGGGACCUGUGAACGAUCCCUCAAAGCUUCCGAAGUGGAAUUAUGAUGGAUCAAGCACAGGCCAGGCUCCCGGAGAAGACAGUGAAGUUAUCCUAUAUCCUCAAGCGAUUUUCAAAGAUCCAUUCAGGAGAGGAAAUAAUAUAUUGGUCAUGUGUGAUGCUUAUACUCCGGGUGGUGAGCCUAUUCCGACAAACAAGCGGUACAAUGCAGCCAAGAUUUUUAGCCAUCCUGAUGUUGCUGCUGAAGAAACAUGGUACGGUAUUGAGCAAGAGUACACCCUUUUGCAAAAGGAUGUUAAGUGGCCCAUUGGAUGGCCCAAGGGAGGUUAUCCCGGCCCUCAGGGUCCAUACUACUGUGGUAUUGGAGCUGACAAAGCCUUCGGACGUGACGUUGUGGAUGCACAUUACAAGGCUUGCCUUUAUGCAGGAAUCAACAUAAGCGGCAUCAAUGGAGAAGUGAUGCCUGGCCAGUGGGAGUUCCAAGUUGGACCUUCUGUUGGCAUCUCGGCUGGUGAUGAGUUGUGGGUUGCUCGUUACAUCCUCGAGAGGAUCACUGAGAUUGCUGGGGUGGUGGUAUCAUUUGAUCCCAAGCCAAUUGAGGGUGACUGGAACGGAGCUGGCGCCCACACAAACUACAGCACCAAGUCUAUGAGGAAAGAAGGCGGAUAUGAAAUCAUUAAGAAAGCUAUUGAAAAGCUUGGACAUAGGCACAAAGAACAUAUUGCUGCAUAUGGUGAAGGCAAUGAGCGCCGUCUCACUGGAAAACAUGAAACUGCCAAUAUCAACACCUUCAAAUGGGGGGUUGCGAACCGUGGUGCAUCCAUCCGUGUUGGUCGGGACACCGAGAAAGAAGGCAAGGGAUACUUCGAGGACAGGAGGCCCGCUUCUAAUAUGGACCCGUACAUUGUAACCUCAAUGAUUGCAGAAACGACUAUCCUCGGGAAGCAGUGAGGAGCUCAUUUUACAAAACCCGGUGGACGACAUUGUUGUUUACGAGUCGGACAUUAUAAGGGGGAAUUUUAUUACAAAAUAACCCUUUCAUCUGUUUUCUAUAGGGUAGUUUGUCUCGCUAUUAUUUGCUGGUCUCUAUUGCUAUUUGACUCUGUAUUGCAGUCUGCAAGAUUUGAGUUCAUUGCUAUUUGUAUUUUUCACCUUUAUGAUAACACAUUAAUAACAAUUUGAAGGGUUGUUUUUCAGUGUUGGAAU